UUCAUCUCGAGAACGCGACUACACCAUCACAUAUCAAGCGCAGCAUACGAUGCAGACGCUUCGACCAACUUGCUGCUCUUAUGCAUGAAGCUGAUUUGCAGCGACGUUCCAACGCGAUCUGAUCCUAAAACCGAGCUGUAUCGGAAUGCGAAAUUCUUCUAUCGUGAAGUGGAAGCUCUGAACGAUUUCACCCUUCGACUUGUCCAGGCACUACUCUUGAUCGCUCUGUACGAGCUCGGCCAUGGAAUCUGCCCGGCCGCCUAUCUCACCAUUGGUUCUCUCGCGACAAUCGGACAUGCCAUGGGUCUACACAAACCCAAAACGCCACAGAUGCUACCUCCUGCCGAGACCGCGAUGGAAGAGGAAGAGCGAAAGCGAUGGUGGUGGUGCGUUGUCAUCCUCGAACGAUUCAUCCACAUAGGCCACCGAAACAAACCUCUGGCAACGGCAGAACCGGAUCUAAGAGUCGGCCUUGGAGACGAUGCCGCAUUCGACAAUGGACCCAUUACGCCAGCUGCGGCGUCAGGGGGAACGGGCAUCCCAGGCUCACCAUUUGUUCGGACUUGCCAGGCAGCUGGAUAUCUAGGUCGAACUAUAGCGCAUAUCGAAAAUCGGAGCAUCCCGCUCAACGUCCGCUUCGAUCAGGCGCUGCGGUUGCUGCGUGAAAUGCAGAUCUUCGCGCGAUGCGUGUACGAGGAAGUGGACUUGUACAACGGGGCAGCGGACGCAGCGCCAGAACGGUACACUGGUGUGGCCAUCAUCUUCAGCGCUCUGCUGACCCUCUGCCAAUUCUGCGAUUGCACUGCACGGUUUGAUAAUUCGAAAGCAACUGGCGGCGUGAGUCGUCAAGAUCUGCAGGAAGAAAGCUUUUACGGGCGGCGCGAGAUAGAUGAGAUGGUUAUGCUCCUGGCCGCCCGCCUACGCAGGCAGGCCGAGCAUGUCGGUGGUUUGAGAGGUCUGAGUCCGCUCGUGGUGAACUGCAUCUAUCAGGCAACGAUGAACUGUUUUUCGCGUGGGAAGGAAUUACCGUACGCCGAGUGGAAGCGACGCAUUCUGGCCUUGAUGGACUUGCUUCGUGUACUUGACCAGAGAUGGAGAGUUGCUGGCGAAUACUCUGAUAUUAUUCAUGGGGUGUGGAAAGUGUAACACUGCAGGAUAAUCAAUCGCCGAUAAUAAAAUAAGACGCGCUAUGGAUUAUGAAUGAACAAAUGUCCCGCGCAGGCCUUGGAUCAUCCUCUUGUCCGCCUUCGGAGGCUUGAAAGACGCCGGCAUCACAUGCACUCUAUCUACAGCACUUACGCGUCCAAUUGCCCUUCAGCUUUCCUCCGAACAAGCCGCCUGCUCGUACCAGAGUUGGCAACUGCUACGGUAGGAUCACAUCUGCUUUCACUCCGAGCCGCGUCGGUGGCGGCGGGGUACGUCGCACAGUUCCCCCCGCAAUGCCGCCUAGUUAAACGCCUCAUUCAACUCGCAGCUCCAGAUCGACGACCAUACGGCUACUUCACCGACCACAUUACCAACUCAGUCGCACACACUAGCACAAUGGCGUUGCUGAGCCCCCACCGGAGCGCGCGGUGGUGUGUACAGUGGAAGGAAGGGUAUCGCGGGCCGGCGCAUUGGCUCGUGGCACGCCCAUGGA
Molecule: messenger RNA, 1639 nt
Organism: Neohortaea acidophila
Lineage: Eukaryota; Fungi; Ascomycota; Dothideomycetes; Mycosphaerellales; Teratosphaeriaceae
Exons: 3
Coding region: 85-1146 (353 amino acids)
Biological process (GO): DNA-templated transcription
Cellular component (GO): nucleus
Molecular function (GO): zinc ion binding; DNA binding
Source: RefSeq, a predicted model, not a curated record